CUGGAAAGUUCCUCAGCAGCCCGCCAUCUCAAGGGCGCCUUUGGGGAACGGCGACUUUGAUCCCACGGCGUGGGGCGUCUGCUUUGCUGCACCGUCUCCGGGCAAGACCAAGACCAUCAUGGGACGUGGGCGCUACCACCUCGUGGCUGCGCUGCUGCUGGCCCUGAGUGUGGAGAGGGUGCGAUCGGGGCAGGGCUCCUGCCGGGACUGCCCGGCGGGUACUUUCUGUGCGAAAACCGAGACGCCGACCUGCGCCCGCUGCCCCCCCAACAGCUUCUCGCGCACCCCCGGGCAAGAGGCCUGCCGCCUGUGCCGGCGCUGCGAAGGUGUUUUCAGGACGAAGAAGAGGUGCUCUCCGACCAGCGACGCCGAGUGCGAGUGCGUCCCGGGCUUCCACUGCCGCGGCGCCGCGUGCGCCAUGUGUGAGCCGGACUGCGGGCGAGGCCAGGGGCUGACGGCGGACGGCUGCAAAGACUGUGACUCGGGGACAUUUAACGACCAGAAACUCGGCACCUGCCGACCGUGGACGGACUGCGCUCGGGAUGGGAAGGCCGUGCUGGCGAACGGGACGACGGAGAGAGACGUGGUGUGCGGGCCACCCUCGGCGGACCCCUCCCCAGACGCCCCCCCCCGCCCCCGCGCCCACCGCGCCCGUCCCCGGCCCCCCAUCAGCAUCCUCCUGCUGGCGCUGGCGGCGGCCGCGGCCCUGGCCCUGCUGCUCCUGCUGGCGCUGAGGUCCUCGGAGGCCCAGCAGGGCCGGCGGAAGCUCCUGUCCCUCCUCAAGCAACCGUUCCUGAAGCCGGUGCGGACCGCCCAGGAGGAGGACGGCUGCAGCUGCGGAUUCCCCGAAGAAGAGGAAGGGGAGGAGGGUCAGCUGUGA
Eptesicus fuscus (big brown bat) is the source of this 880-nucleotide messenger RNA. It is a transcript of the gene TNFRSF9, whose product is annotated as TNF receptor superfamily member 9. Lineage: Eukaryota; Metazoa; Chordata; Mammalia; Chiroptera; Vespertilionidae. Gene Ontology annotation, biological process: negative regulation of cell population proliferation; apoptotic process. Gene Ontology annotation, molecular function: signaling receptor activity; cytokine binding. The record is from RefSeq and is a predicted model, not a curated record. The transcript is spliced from 8 exons. Gene Ontology annotation, cellular component: external side of plasma membrane. The coding region runs from base 119 to 880 and encodes 253 amino acids.